Molecule: messenger RNA, 684 nt
Organism: Stegastes partitus (bicolor damselfish)
Lineage: Eukaryota; Metazoa; Chordata; Actinopteri; Pomacentridae
Gene: bhlhe23
Product: basic helix-loop-helix family, member e23
Exons: 1
Coding region: 1-684 (227 amino acids)
Biological process (GO): positive regulation of transcription by RNA polymerase II; sensory organ development; axon development
Cellular component (GO): nucleus
Molecular function (GO): E-box binding; protein dimerization activity; DNA-binding transcription factor activity, RNA polymerase II-specific
Source: RefSeq, a predicted model, not a curated record
AUGAACGUCAGCGAAGAGAACCUGCUCAAGUCCAUCAGCAACGACGCGCUCCUCGACCUGACGCAGCGCUACGGCCAGUCAGCCUUCGGGUUUGGCGCUGGCCAUGGUGCUGGAAGUCCCGGCCGCUUCCCGCUCACGCCGGCCACCGACUUCCUCUCCGGGCAGACCGCGAAGUCCAACGAGAGCGGCGGGGAGCACACGAGCGACGACGAGGACGGCUUCGACUCGCUGGAGUCCCGGAAGAGGGGCUCGUCGUUCGGGGACGACAAGCCCGGGGGGGCCCUGGCCAAGAAGUCCAAGGAGCAGCGAUCCCUGCGGCUCAGCAUCAACGCCCGGGAGAGGAGGAGGAUGCACGACCUGAACGACGCGCUGGACGGCCUGCGCGCCGUUAUUCCCUACGCCCACAGCCCCUCGGUGAGAAAACUCUCCAAAAUAGCCACUCUCCUCCUGGCCAAGAACUACAUCCUCAUGCAGGCUCAGGCUCUGGAGGAGAUGAGGCGGCUGGUGGCGUAUCUGAACCAGGGACAGACCAUAACCUCACCGAUCCCCACCGCCCUGGCGCCCUUUGGACAGGCUGCCGUCUACCCCUUCUCGGGUUCCGCACUCGCCACCUGUGCCGAAAAGUGCACUACUUAUUCCGGGGCACCGUCGAGUCUCUUCAAACACUGUAACGACAAGCCUUGA